Molecule: messenger RNA, 1384 nt
Organism: Moneuplotes crassus
Lineage: Eukaryota; Ciliophora; Spirotrichea; Euplotida; Euplotidae
Source: the annotation of a GenBank genome assembly
AUGAAUGAGCAAGAAUAUGAACAUGAACAAACUUCGUAUGUAAUAAUGAGUGAAGUCAAGCAAAAGGAAAUACAUUUCCAAAUGCAAGGUUCCCAUUUGGAUCCCUUAGAAGAAAGUCCUGCUAAUGUGUAUCCCAUUCCUGCAAUGCUUCCAAAGCAGAGUUUCAAGCUCAGCUCUAUGGCUGCUGGUAACUCUCCUCAUAAAAGAUCUCCGAGAGUGUUAGUUCGGAAACCAAUUUCGAUCUUGGCCCAGAUCAAGAAUGUGAAAGUUAGCAAUGAAAAGGAAGAAAGCCAGAAGACUCCUAAAUCGAGUCAGAGCAGAGGAGAGCAGUAGUCACCUCUGAACUAGCUUAAAUUUGGAGAAUGACUACCUUCCUCAUUCGAUUGUUUCUCCUCUCGCAGACAGGAAAAGAGUUAUUGCUGCUAAGUCAGAUCAUAUUAGGUUUGAUUUUUCUUUGAGAAAGGGCAAAAAGGCUUUUGAAAAACAACUCAAGUAAGUCUCGAAUCUAGAUUCUAGGCAAUGACCAUUAGAAUAUAUUUACGCCAUGAUAUCAAAAUGGUUGAGUACCAUAUAAGUUCUAUUCUUUUGGGCGGCAUGUUAUAAGGAAGCUGUAAAUAAAAAAUUAUCCUGGAGAUAUUUAGGAAGCCUAAUUUAUUGUUCAGUUAGCAAAAAUUAUUGUCAAAGGUUUUAGAUUUCUUGAGUAAUAAGUUAAAAGAAACUAAGAGGCUGAUGAAGAUCAUUUAUUAGCUUAGUAAAUUAACUCUAUUUAUUUAGAUAGAAAGCAUUAGGGUUAUCAGGAGGCCAAAGCAAGGGUGUACUUUUAGCAAUAAGGCACUCAUUAAUUCAAGGAUAAAGUUUAAUUCAUCUCGAGAACCUUUCUCAAAGCCAUAUCCAAGGCCUGCUUCACAAGCGAUCUAAGGGUUUUCUUCCAUGAACUCAUCAACUGAUUUUUACAGAAGUAAACGGUUUACUUCAAGGUUUGGUUAUUGAUCAUACUUAGCUCAAAAAUUCGUGACAAGAGAAAGACUUUGUAUAAGACCAAUACAGCUAUUCUAAAUCAAUUCAUGAAAUGUGCAGAGCUCGGAAAUCCGAUCGAUUUGUCCAAGUUCAGUAAUAAUUUAGAUAUCAUGCUCAAACGUGAUAAAAGGUAACUCGAAGUCUCCCUUCUGCUUUAAAGUUAUACGGUGUCAUAAAAUAUAUCCAAAGAAACACUAAAUUUAGUUUGUACCAGAUUUGAUCCUUAAAAUUGGCUUACAUUUUAUUCUUUCUCUCAAAAUAGCCUAAUAAUUAUAUAUUAAAGUCUUAUGACAAAACCCAAAGCUAUUAACCUUCCCACUAAGGUCUUUUAUCAAAUGUAAAAUAAUGGUCUUACAAAAGGGCUUUC